CGGACGUCAGGCAACUGAAUUUGGCAACUCAGAGACCGCCUUCGUUUUCGCUGUUUGGUGUAACCACACCUUCCGAUCGGGAGCAGAAGGACACCUUUCUCAGCAAGCUAAAUUCGCUAAAUCCAGUCAUUGCACUUAACUAUUCUAUUUCCCAGUGUCUCCUAGUCCUUCCACAGGCCUCGCAACAUGGGUGGCUUUCUACACACGAUUGGAAGUCUUCUUCCCUACCAUCUUCUCUCCUAUGGUGCCCUCGUGGGAACCGAGGUGUAUCAAAGUUUUGUCAACACCAAGCUUUGUUUCCAGGCACUACCGAUGCGCGAGUUUCUUGCAUUGCAGAAGCGGCUGUUCCCCGUUUAUUUCAAAUGCCAGGUUGGCUUGGCUGCUCUUACAGCCGCGACACAUCCACCGUAUAGCAUUUUGUCGCUGGUCAAAGACCCAUGGGGUGCAGCCCCACUGGUGGUGGUUAUCAUCAUGGGCUCCUUGAACUGGUUUGUGUAUGGGCCGCGGACUACAACCGCCUCUCUUGUCCGACGUGCACUCGGUGAACGGGAAGAUAAGGCAACGGACUCAAGCGAGGGGAAGCUUCACAGGGCGUACCAAGACUUUGCUCGUAACCAUGCCAUGUCGAUUCAUCUCAACGCCAUUGCUUUGGUUGCCACGGUUUGGUAUGGGUUUUCGUUGUCCUCAACCCUUGUGCCAAUGGAGGCAUUGAACCAGAGAUAGGAGCGAGAGUCCAAGUACAAUGAAAGCAAGUCAAUGAUACUUCGAGGAAUGAAUCAAUUUCCC
Molecule: messenger RNA, 786 nt
Organism: Penicillium brasilianum
Lineage: Eukaryota; Fungi; Ascomycota; Eurotiomycetes; Eurotiales; Aspergillaceae
Source: the annotation of a GenBank genome assembly